AUGCAUCGAAAUCCAAUUGAACAUGAUUUGGUUGUUUUUCUUGACCAAGUUAUCUUCCCCAGACUACCAGAAGGUGAAGAUGAGGAGCAUGAGCCAGAGGAACACUUUCAACAACGGGUUGAGCAGGCGCUAUCUUAUGUCCAUGGGUGGGAUUGGAAGCGAGAGGAACUGAAGUACCUUGAGAUUGUUGGGAAACUUAUUCGAUUCUAG
Molecule: messenger RNA, 210 nt
Organism: Blastomyces dermatitidis ER-3
Lineage: Eukaryota; Fungi; Ascomycota; Eurotiomycetes; Onygenales; Ajellomycetaceae
Exons: 1
Coding region: 1-210 (69 amino acids)
Source: RefSeq, a predicted model, not a curated record